CAUUGCAAGCCUGGUCAUCGUGGAAGGGGGAUUCUCCCAUAUGCGGCCCCUUUUCAAGCUUUCUCAUUUUUCACUCAGAUGGGGCUUUUUGGGGGAGUUUGUCCUUGCCCUGCUGUGGGCUAAGGUCAGGGGAUGUCGUGAAUAUUUGUCAAGUGUGGGCAUGUGAAGCGCUUUGAAAUUGUUUGUGAUUAAGUGCUAUAGAAAUAAAUGUGACUUGUCGUGACAGGACUCUCCCCCUUUGUUCUGGAGUGCUCGGUGGAGGCAGUAAUGGUAAUUUCAGUCAGAUGCUGCCACUACUCCAAAAUGUCUAACUGCGCGUGAUUGGAUGCGGGUGCGACGUCACCCACCGCAGCAGCUCCUCACCACUUCCUGUCCCACUUCACGGCCCAAAAGACAUUGUUUGAGAGACUCCGAGGAGUUCAGGAUGGCGUUCUGGUGGACAUCGGUUCUUCUAGUGUUGUUGGUGCAACCUGCAGACGCCAUGUUGACGCUGUACGACCCCAGGCUGUGCUACAUCCUGGACGGCUUCCUUGGUCUGUACGGCCUGAUCAUCACGGCCAUGUUCAUCAAGGAGAAGCUCUUCAAAACAAAGGCGGCCGGCGCCGGCACGGGCGGAAGAGGCCAAAGGGACAACGGUGACUUGCAGCUGAAAGGAGACCCGGAGAGAGGACGUAACCGCUGGAAUAAUGAUAAUGCGAUAUACACGGACUUGAACAGAAGAACAGAAGAUGUGUACAAAAAACUUCCUGUAAAAAGAGAACGACCCAGAAAAAACGAUCAGGUUUACCAGGAUCUCAGCAGAGCAACCAGAGAGACCUACGAGGCCCUCCAGAUGCAGCCGUUGCCAGCCCGCUAGAAAGAUGGCGCGCUCGACCUUUCCCAUGUCGAAACAAUCAAGUUCUCCCGUUUUAUAUCAUUCGACGAUACAUCGGAUGGAUCGCAUCGUGAGCAUUGUAAACAUUGGCUUUAUUUCUGUUUAAUCUUCUUUUCCUCCAGCGUAUACAAAACAGAACAGUCAAAUUAAUGUAUAAAAUUAAAUGUCUUGCUUUCGGUCUGCAACAACAA
This is a messenger RNA of Hippocampus comes (tiger tail seahorse), 1065 nucleotides long. RefSeq names its product CD247 molecule (gene cd247). Gene Ontology annotation, cellular component: membrane. Lineage: Eukaryota; Metazoa; Chordata; Actinopteri; Syngnathiformes; Syngnathidae. The coding region runs from base 326 to 856 and encodes 176 amino acids. The record is from RefSeq and is a predicted model, not a curated record. The transcript is spliced from 8 exons. Gene Ontology annotation, biological process: cell surface receptor signaling pathway. Gene Ontology annotation, molecular function: transmembrane signaling receptor activity.